This is a messenger RNA of Chaetomium globosum CBS 148.51, 969 nucleotides long. RefSeq lists its product as uncharacterized. Gene Ontology annotation, biological process: cellular response to amino acid starvation; positive regulation of TORC1 signaling. Gene Ontology annotation, molecular function: protein binding; structural molecule activity. The record is from RefSeq and is a predicted model, not a curated record. The transcript has 2 exons. Lineage: Eukaryota; Fungi; Ascomycota; Sordariomycetes; Sordariales; Chaetomiaceae. Gene Ontology annotation, cellular component: Seh1-associated complex; nuclear pore outer ring. Bases 1 to 969 code for a protein of 322 amino acids.
AUGUCGAAAGCGGCUGCGUUUCUGGCAGAUCCGCCAACAGCUGACGACCGCCCGAGCUUUGAGACCAUCAUCAAGCACGGCCACCAGGACCUCGUGCAGGCCGUUGCCUUCAAUGGCCACGGCGACCGAUGCGCGACGGGGUCUGUCGAUGGCAAGAUCCGCGUCUUCAACCGCCACAAGGACGGCUCCUGGCGAUUAUGCGAUAGCUGGAGUGCCCAUGCAAGCGAGAUAUUAGAGAUCCAAUGGCUCCCGACAACCAUCUACCCCAACCUCCUCGCCUCGCUCGGCAUCGAAGGCCGCUUCAAGCUCUGGGCCGAGGAUCCCUCCGCCGCCCCCGGCCGCCGCUUCGCCGAGUCCACCCGUAACGGGCCCCUCAUCACCAUCCCCUCGCGCUCCCCACACCUUCACGCCAACCCACUACCAACAACCGGCUAUGGCAGCCCCGCGCCCCCAGCACCGCCUCCACCCCCCUCUACCUACGGGGACAACACCACUACCGCCGCAACCGUCAAGCCCGCCUUCGAAACCCGCAAUGCCCGCUCCCCCUACCGCUCCUUCUCCCUCAAGCACCUCGACGACAGCCGCAUCACCUACCUAGCCCUGCUCUCCGCCGACGGCGGCCUGACGGUUUACGAGAACGACCGGGUCGAGAACCUCGCCUCGUUCACCCUACUAGACGAGCUAUCGACAAUCCCGACAGCCGCCACGACGGCGGCUCGACGACCACACAGGCGCGAAAGCGCGGCCCGUAACCAUCCGUCGGCGAGGGAGACGUCCUUUCCAAGGUGCGGUUCGACCUCGCAAACCCGGAGGUGUGCUACACGGCGCUGGGCGCGGGGGUGCCGUCGGACGCGCUGGGCUUGGCCGGUGGCCGUCAUGGACCGUCGUGCGCGUCUACGCAUCAGCGACAUCAUUUGCUGCGGUUCUCAGGCGUCGUCUGCAUCUGGAGGGCUUCUACUCGUCAGCUGA